AUGAUUCUUUAUUGUGACACUUCAGUUGAUAGAAUGGUUAUUUCAUUGAUUAUUAAUAGUGGGUCUUCUGAGAUAGGAGAAAUGAGAGUUCUUAUUAACAUAGUUAUUACUGAUAUUACUUCUCAUAAUGCCAUUAUAAGAAAUAAUUGGCUUUCUAAAAUCAAUGUCAAAAUUAAUUACACCAACUCGGAGAUAAGUUUAGUUUAG
Messenger RNA from Cetraspora pellucida, 207 nucleotides. NCBI's taxonomy places the organism in Eukaryota, Fungi, Glomeromycota, Glomeromycetes, Diversisporales, Gigasporaceae. The record is from the annotation of a GenBank genome assembly.